Messenger RNA from Pygocentrus nattereri (red-bellied piranha), 2533 nucleotides. It is a transcript of the gene tafa5b, whose product is annotated as TAFA chemokine like family member 5b. NCBI's taxonomy places the organism in Eukaryota, Metazoa, Chordata, Actinopteri, Characiformes, Serrasalmidae. The transcript is spliced from 4 exons. Gene Ontology annotation, biological process: G protein-coupled receptor signaling pathway. Bases 824 to 1201 code for a protein of 125 amino acids. The record is from RefSeq and is a predicted model, not a curated record. Gene Ontology annotation, molecular function: G protein-coupled receptor binding; receptor ligand activity.
GAGCUGCUGCUGCACCUCACGCGCAGGAGACGCUGGAGCUCGCAGGAGCCUGAGCGCGCACAGAGCACAGAGCCCUGUCACAGCGCGCACACACACACGGCUCUCUCCGUGGCGUCUAAGCGGCGUCCGCCCUCAAAGGAUUCCGAAGAUCGAGGAUGAGCGCCGUCGGAGCGCUGAGCCGGUUCAUGGGUCUGAUAAAGUCAGGCACGGCUUCAGCGCUCGAGAGGAGUGCGUGCUGCGUUUCUCCGAGACAGUCAGACCGAGCGGGCGAGUAAACAGACGCGUCCUCAUCUUCACCCUGAUAACGAAGCGGAGCUGCUCUUUCUCUCUCUCUCUCUCUCUCUCUCUCUCUCUCUCUCUCUCGCCCUCUCUCUCUCUCUCUCUCGCCCUCUCUCUCUCUCUCUCGCCCUCUCUCUCUCUCUCUCUCUCUCGCCCUCUCUCUCUCUCUCUCUCUCUCGGCUGGACUACGCGCAUCUGUAACUUUUUAUCCUCUGUCUGAUGAGCGCUGCGGUCAGAGCUGAUGGAACAGGUACCUCCACAGAGGCUCGUGUGAAUAUGAUGCAGCGACUCGCUCUUGCUCUUGCCCGACGUCGGACUCUGGUCUCUUCGCUGCAGCGCUUGUAACUUUGUGCGAUCAUCACGUUAAACAUUCAGCAGCUGCUCGGAACGUUUGAGAGACGGUAAAGUUUUCGAGCGCAGAUUGUGUCCGUCCUGUCCAGUAGGUUCUCAACGUAAGUGGAGUUGUGUCCUCUUUGUCCUUUUUCUGUUCCUCGUUUUUUUCGCCUCGGGUCUGGAGUGAUGGGCGCCAAGUGAACGAGUGGACAUGCAGCCUGUCCGGGUGGCGUGGGCGCUCGCAGCAGCAGCUGCUGCCCUUUCCCUUCUGGCGUUGUUUCAGGCACAUUUUCUACGAGAAGGGCAGUUGGUGGCUGGCACAUGUGAAAUCAUCACCCUCGACCGGGACAGCAGUCAGCCGAGGAGGACCAUUGCCCGGCAGACGGCCAGGUGUGCCUGCAGGAAAGGCCAGAUUGCCGGCACAACCAGAGCCAGUCCAGCAUGUGUAGACGCUCAUAUUGUGAGGAGCAGGCAGUGGUGUGAGAUGAUGCCAUGUUUGGAUGAUGAGGGCUGUGACUUAUUAGUAAACAGAUCAGGCUGGAGAUGUGCACAGCCUGGAGGCAGAGUGAAAACUACCACAGUAUCCUGACAUCAACUGGAGUCAAUGCUUCUGAGAGAGGCUGCUGGGUGCAGAUGCUCCUCUCCAUCCUCCAUGGCCACAGAUAUCAUCUCUAUCUGAGUCUGUUCUUCUGUCCAUUGACAGGAUGAAUGGAAGAGAAUACAGACCUGCUCCUGGUGCUUCUGUGGAUGGUCAGAUGGAUCCCACAACUAAUGGGAGAUGCACAGAAACUGGCUUCAUGUGUGACAAUCUCAAAAACAUACAGAUGGAUACUGCUGGACUAAGCAGGAUAUGGAUUUGUUGAUGAAGACUGUUGGAGUUUUGUUUUGAGCUCCAUCGAUAUCUGAUAUUUUUAUCACAGACCAAAGAAAAAUUGAUUGGACAGUAUGUCUCUAUGUGGAAAGAUUUUGAGAUGUGAGCUGUUAAUGACAAGAAUAAAUGCACAAUACACACAAAUAUAUAAAUACAGACAUACCUGCGUAUCAACAUACACGUGAUCAUUGAGCACAGAGAUGAUUGAGCAUUCAUGAAAGCUUUGUCUGUGUAGCUUUUUGGGAUUUUUCAGUUGGUCCUGUUGCUGUAUCAUGAACAUGAAACAGCUAUUUUUGAAAGGCACAACAAGCGUGAUUGAUGACAGGUCAAAAGGAACUUUGACAAAAGACCAAUAAAUGUAUUUUCAAAGACCCAAAAUGUAUUUAACAUUUUUUAAUGUAAUAUCUUUCUACAGAAACAAGACACUUAUUUAACACGGAUGACAAUGUACUCGUGAUUGCAACUAUAAAUGGUGGAUCCGCAAGCAGCCACGUUCUUGCCAUUUUGACUUGUUCUCCUUGGAGAUCUACUUACUCAAAUGAUGUGACAACUUUAUUAUUCCAACACUGUAUUUAUCAUAUGAUGAUAAAUCUUAGAAUGUCCAUCAUAAUGAAAGUGUUUAUGUACCGGUCCUGCUGUUAUAUGUUAUAUGACAACUGUUGCCACAUUAAGAUAAUGGUCCUAAUAAGAUAAUGGAGUUCCACUCUUUCAUAUAUCUUGUGUACGCACUCAGGUCUGCCUCAGCUUGCUUUGUGUCAGGUUUUGCUUCUCUUAGUCCAUUACUCUGCCCUUGUCCUCUUCCUUUCCCCCCUCUGUACAGAGCCUGUGGAGAUAUGCUGCUGUCAGCCAGGCUUCAAGCUCCAUUUACCAUCACUAACAGCCUGCAUACAUUACACACAGCUCCCCUUAUUACUGACACAUCGCUGCUGCAGCCCUGCCGGAGCACUCACCUCUCCUCUGCUCCCUUGCUCAAAGUGACGUGUGUCAGGAAAGAACGGUUGUAUGCUUUAUAUGCUGCACUGAAUAAACUUACAAGAACUUUUGCUGUAA